UUAGUGGUAGGCGGCAGGUGGAGAGAGGGUGGUCUAAAAUACACCAUGCGCGUACGUAAGUGGAGAGAGAUUAGCUUAGCUUAGCUUAGGUGUUGUUUUGGAUCUGGCGCCAUUGAAAAGCCGAAAUGAUUACCCUUUCCCCUGGCCUUGCUAGUACUAUAUAUACCAAUACCAGUAGUACCACCACAUCUCUUCCUUUUAAUUACCAUUUUGCCCCUAUUAAGUUUCCCACGUCCAAAAUAUCUCUCCCAAAAUCAUCAUCAUCUUCUUCCUCUAAUACUCUCAUCUCAGAGCCAGAUAUGGAUGCCACCACAGUUGGUCAAAGUCUUUACCCUUUGCAUCGUUCCAAAACUAUUCAUCUGGUAAGACAUGCUCAAGGAGUUCACAAUGUUGCAGGCGAUAAAGAUCACAGCAACUAUAUGUCUUAUGACUAUUUUGAUGCGCAACUUACCCCUCUUGGCUGGAAUCAGGUUGAUAAUCUUAACAAACAUGUUCAAGCAUGUGGACUUCACAAGAAAGUUGAACUAGUAAUCGUCUCUCCUUUGUUAAGGUAUGCUUAAUACUUAUGUUCAAGUGCUCUUAAUUUCCUA
Molecule: messenger RNA, 590 nt
Organism: Cannabis sativa
Lineage: Eukaryota; Viridiplantae; Streptophyta; Magnoliopsida; Rosales; Cannabaceae
Product: phosphoglycerate mutase-like protein
Exons: 4
Coding region: 126-560 (144 amino acids)
Cellular component (GO): cytoplasm
Molecular function (GO): phosphatase activity
Source: RefSeq, a predicted model, not a curated record